AUGGGAAGCGACGACGCGCAGUACCCAUCGAAAGCUACGCUAGUGUUACCGGACUACUUCGUGGGCAUGACAAUACGCCUUUUCGUCUACAAGAGAGAUGAUGAAGGUCAAGCAACGAUUAAUGUUGAAUAUUAUAAAGCUCUUCGAUAUUGGAAUGCACUAGUGGAAUAUAGAGACCAUCGCUUUAGAUUCUACUCAAAAUCCGGGGGAACAGGCAAUACAAGCUACGAGAUCAACGACGUACCAGAAAGCAAAUUUUACAUAUUGGGGAUUAAGUGCAAGGACCAAGCAAACUUCGAGGCGUACGUAAACGAGAUGCCCGUUGGAAGCGUUAACGUAAGCCAAAUUCUGAAUUACACAUGGACUUUGUACCUUACAGCGAGUGGGCAAUACAUGAUUUCAUUUCACAUGAUCAAUGAGGAUGGCGCAGUGCCUAACGGUUACUGGGGACGGAGCUCGUAUUUCAGGAACUAUUGGUUGCCAAUAGGGACCAUCGGAAUACUCACAUGCGAUAUUGUGGACAACAGUAAAGAGAACUGGAUGGACCACUGGGUUGGUCCAAGGGAUAACGAUAGUAAACGUUUCAAAUUUAACCACGGAAGUCUGAAGAAGGAUACACGAGUGUAUUACACCAUAAAACUCUACACCUCGGCGUUCGCCUUUAGCUGCAGUUUUGAAAACACUAUCUAUGUAGAGCCAACUAACAACCCACAUUAUAUUCAGCCGUAUUUUUCGGAGGCACUGAACAUCGAAAACUUUGACUUGGUUGAAUGGGACAUCUAA
Molecule: messenger RNA, 783 nt
Organism: Rhipicephalus microplus (southern cattle tick)
Lineage: Eukaryota; Metazoa; Arthropoda; Arachnida; Ixodida; Ixodidae
Source: RefSeq, a predicted model, not a curated record